Molecule: messenger RNA, 1746 nt
Organism: Wallemia ichthyophaga EXF-994
Lineage: Eukaryota; Fungi; Basidiomycota; Wallemiomycetes; Wallemiales; Wallemiaceae
Product: Serine/threonine-protein kinase oca2
Exons: 2
Coding region: 1-1746 (581 amino acids)
Biological process (GO): intracellular signal transduction; protein phosphorylation
Molecular function (GO): protein serine/threonine kinase activity; ATP binding
Source: RefSeq, a predicted model, not a curated record
AUGAGAGCAGCGCUGGAGAUAUACACACAGAACACGCCUUCGCUCACGUCUGCCAGCGCUGAUGAAUCCACAGAUGAGGAUCAGAGGCACGCGCGUUCUACUCCCUCCAGGUUCAUAUUCGAUAAGCCUAUCAUUCGCCAGUUUGACAAAAAGUCCAAAUUACACCCGAUUCACGGUUGGAAGAGGCGUCUGCACUCGAAUACCCCUUCUCCUCGUUCUCCUGCAUCCUCCUCUUCCCUACACAGCUAUGAUACCGAUGAUUCAUGCAAUUUGGGUGAGGAACACGCACAUUUGAACAGAAAGUACGGCAAAUGGGUCAAAACUCUUGGCACAGGUGCAGGUGGCACCGUUAGGCUGAUUGCCAAAAAGUCUCGCUCCUUGUCGCACUCUCUGUCCCGCUCUUCUUCAACUCGGUCCAAUCGGCUCAACUCAUCAUCCGUAUACGCUGUAAAGGAGUUUAGACAGCGCAGAAACGGCGAAAGUCAAAAGGAAUACGUAAAGAAAGUCACCGCAGAGUUUUGCGUUGGGGUCACCCUCAAGCACAGAAACAUAAUCGAAACAGUCGAUAUUAUUUCUGAACGUGGUCACUAUUACGAGAUCAUGGAAUAUGCUCCAUACGAUUUAUUCAGCGUUGUCAUGUCAGGCAAAAUGUCAAGAGGCGAGAUAUACUGCGUGUUCAAACAGAUAGUCGACGGCGUCGAUUAUCUUCACAAUAUGGGCCUGGCACACAGAGAUUUGAAAUUGGAUAACUGCGUCUUGACCGAUAACUCUACCGUCAAACUCAUCGAUUUCGGUACAGCUACGGUAUUCAAGUAUCCUGGAAAACGGACAGUGAAAGCUACCGGAGUAGUUGGAUCUGAUCCUUACCUAGCACCUGAAGUUCUCUAUUCAUCUACAGAAAAAGCUAAGCGGGAACACAAGAACGAGUAUGAUCCAAGAUUAGCUGAUAUUUGGUCAAUUGGUAUCAUAUUCAUUUGCAUGCUUUUGAGAAGAUUCCCUUGGAAGAUACCUGACGAAACAUCAGAUCAAUCUUACGCUCUAUUCCUCAAAACACAUCCAGAAUUAUGCUGUCCAGUUGUUGAGGAUGAGGAGAGUGGAGUAAAGUCACCUAACCUGGAUGACAAACCAGAGUGGACAGAGCUACAGAAAACGUUUGAGGAGUAUAACAUUAGCGGCUGCAGCACUGCUGAUGCCGCAGAUGAGAGAGACAAAGAUCUCAGCGAUAGAAUAUUCCCUAAGCCAUGCCAAGAACCAACAAGUCUACCUGCUUCGCCUAAAGAGAGUAAGGUUGACGAUCUUCGCUCUGCUGCACAGGUGCGCUCGAUGACGAUAUCGAAUAUGGGCAGAGUAAAUGAAGUGCAACCAAAAUCGAUACCAAAGAGACCAUCGAUCAAGGACAGGACAGCUUCACAGACGACUUAUGUCAAUGGUAGUUCAGAUUCCAUGUUCAAACUGCUGCCACGCGAAGCUAGGGAUUGCCUGCAGAGGAUGAUCUGUCCCGAGCCAAAGAGAAGAUCGACGCUGAAUGAGCUACUGAGAGGAGGUGAAGAAAUUCUUGACGCGACAGAAGGUUUGGAUUUGUAUGGUGAAUUGUCCAAACCAGAUUCAGAGUCUGCAGAUCAGAGAGCAAGACGGAGUGAUUAUGUUAGCGAUAAGUGGUUGCAGUCGUUGGAUAGUUGCGCAAUUAGACCGUCUUCAAACCAUACUCACACGGUAGUUGAGGCGAUCGCAGACGCGAAAAAAUAA